Messenger RNA from Phoenix dactylifera (date palm), 867 nucleotides. Its product is annotated as putative WRKY transcription factor 51. Gene Ontology annotation, molecular function: sequence-specific DNA binding; DNA-binding transcription factor activity. Gene Ontology annotation, biological process: regulation of DNA-templated transcription. Lineage: Eukaryota; Viridiplantae; Streptophyta; Magnoliopsida; Arecales; Arecaceae. The record is from RefSeq and is a predicted model, not a curated record.
GUGCACAUAUCCGGCACUAUAUAUAUGGGAAGCUAUGCGUUAGGAGAUCAUGGCGGCUGUGGGAACUCCAUUGUAUGGCCAGGCCAAUAUGGCCUACUUCUCUUCCCUAGCUGGACAAGGGAGUGGCUCGGUCUAUGAUGAUCUCCAAUCCGACCAACCGGCGGCAUUCGAUCUCUCCGAUUACAUCUCGUUGUAUGAGGGCUUGCCGCCGGCUUCAUUUGGGCAACCGGAAAGUACUGCAGUUCCUCCCAUGGUGGUAGAUGCCGACCACACUGCAAGCCAGAUUAGUGGAAGCAACUUAACUACUAGUAGCAGUAGUAGUACUAGAAGGAGUGGAGUGGAGAGUCUGAGAAUGGUCGAAGGGUCCAGGAUCGCAUUCAGGACGAAGUCGGAGGUUGAGAUCCUGAACGACGGGUUCAAGUGGCGCAAGUAUGGGAAAAAGUCUGUGAAGAACAGCCCCAAUCCAAGGAACUACUACCGUUGCUCAACUGAGGGCUGCCCGGUGAAGAAGAGGGUAGAAAGAGACAAAGAAGACCCAAGCUAUGUGAUAACCACCUACGAGGGGACGCACAACCACAUGAGUCCCGGUGUUGUUUACUACACGACCCAAGACGACGCCUCAGGCCGGUUUUAUGUGGCCGGUUGCGGAUUGCCUCUAGAUUCAUGAAAACCUGAACGCAGUUGCUUCACAAGCCAGAGUACUCAAAUCUGGCUGCAGAUAUAUAGCCUCCAGCGAAGCAACUGCAAUGCUUUUUUUUUUUUUUUUGUUGUUGUUGCUGAAGUACGGCUGCAUAUGCUUUUCAAUUCUCGUGCAAAUGAUUAGCUUGGCUUGGCUUGUGGAAUGAAACUUUUUCUUGCACCAAUUUA